Paramisgurnus dabryanus is the source of this 1015-nucleotide messenger RNA. Lineage: Eukaryota; Metazoa; Chordata; Actinopteri; Cypriniformes; Cobitidae. The record is from RefSeq and is a predicted model, not a curated record.
CAAACAUGUUUUAGCAGUGUCACACUACGUCAACCAAUGGUAAUUUGUAGGUGAAAAUGAUUCGGCUGCUUAGCAACAGAGCAAAUGAUGCGUGGAGGAGGAAAGCAUCUCUGUUGAGCCCGACACAGCUUCUCUUUCAAUCCAUAUUACAUGUAAACGUCAGCGAUGGGUUCGGCUCGCAAACUGACACACACGGUUCUUAUGAUUGUCGUGAUCGGCGUGUUGGCCGUGGUUUCUGGCCACAGUCCACGCACGGUGGAUCAGGUGUCGGAGGCAGAUAUCCAGCGCCUGCUGCACGGUGUGAUGGAGCAGCUGGGUAUCGCAAGGCCCAGGGUCGAGUAUCCUGCGCACCAGGCCACCAACAUAGUGGGUCCUCUUAGUAUCCAAGGUGGUGCCCACGAGGGACUUCAACAUCUUGGACCAUAUGGGAACAUCCCUAACAUUGUUGCAGAGUUAACUGGAGACAAUGUUCCCAAAGACUUCAGUGAGGACCAUGGUUACCCCGACCCCCCAAAUCCUUGCCCUCUCGGAAAAACUGCUGUUGAUGGAUGUUUAGAAAAUUCGCCAGACACUGCGGAGUUCAGUCGGGAGUUCCAGAAACAUCAGCACCUAUUUGAUCCAGAGCAUGACUAUCCUGCCUUAGCAAAAUGGAACAAAGAGCGGUUGUAUGAAAAACUGAAGGGUGGGCCCAAAAGAAGAAAAAGGAGUGCAAAUCCAUAUCUGAUGGGACAGAGGCUGGAUAAUGUUGUGGCUAAGAAAUCAGUGCCACAUUUCCCAGAGGAAGAUGAAGUUGAAACUGUUACAAGCAGUAUCAAAACCUGAACAUUAUGUUGUUCAUUAAUCUGUAUUAUAAUAAAAAAUGACAUACAGUAUCACAGUAAAGAUAAUAUUAAAAUAUGUGCAACAUUUAAUUAAUCUGAUUAUUAACACAGCAGGAAAUGGUGAUUGUAAAAAAAUCUAUUGGCAGAGUUUAUUGUUCAUUUUAAAUUAAAAAUGAUAUAUACGUUCAUGUGCA